CUAUCGCCUACUGUACUACCCCUGUUCCUGACUAGCAUCUGCUUGUAGGCAGUCGCCACCGCAAUGUGCUUUCUUCCAUCUCAUUGUCUUCUAUGUUCGGACACACUCUUUUGGGAUCGCCAUCUAUAACCACUUAUACUAUAUUUUAACAUGUUUGGAGAUGUUUUCUUGUGCCUUUUGCUUCUUAGAUACCAGUCUACGCUCUGCCCAGCUAGACCGUUUUUUUCAUGUCUUGUCUUUGUCGAUGGGCAGGCCUGUGUUGUUGCAAGGCUUGGCAUGUGCGUGACACGGUUUGUGUGUAUGCGAAGGAGAGGAACUGGCUAUUUCGAGUAUGUAGUCGUUCAUAGACAGGAAUUUAAAAAAAGUAUUUCAACUUAGUUUUAUUGCGUGCUCUUACUUGCUUAUGUUCAAUCAUGCUGCUGCAAGAAACGUGCAUACUUUGGAUGGUUU
This is a messenger RNA of Dothidotthia symphoricarpi CBS 119687, 450 nucleotides long. RefSeq lists its product as uncharacterized. NCBI's taxonomy places the organism in Eukaryota, Fungi, Ascomycota, Dothideomycetes, Pleosporales, Dothidotthiaceae. The transcript has a single exon. Bases 151 to 378 code for a protein of 75 amino acids. The record is from RefSeq and is a predicted model, not a curated record.